CCUCCAAUACACCAGCGCGAAAAUUAAAAUUGAAAACAAGUGUUAAAAUUAAAGGAAAUGUCUUCUCAUAAACGAAAAAUGUCGACAACCGCUGCUAGAAAACGAAGAAAAAUGAGUUUUGAAAUGUUAGCUGAAUCCGAACGGCAGUCAGAAGUUUCAAUAGCGAACAAGUCAAAUUCUUUAGAAGAGCAAAUACCGAACGCUCAGUCAAGAAAAGAAACCACCAUAGUUGACAACCCACCCUCACCUACUGAUUUAUUUGACGUUAGUGACAUCACAGUACAUUCGGAGACGAUCGAUUUAUUUGAUUCAGACAUUUUUGAAACAAGCGUAAAACAAAAAAGUGCGGAUGUUAGCAAAAAUGAAGCAAAACAACUUAGAGAGGGCAUGAAGUUUAAUGACAUUGACAUUGUCCCAUCUAACCAACAACAACAACAACAACAACAAGAAAAACAGCAAGAACAACAAAAUGAUUCAACUUUUGGAGACAUGGAUUUAUCUUUAUUAGAACGUCAAUGUUUGUUAGAAAUGAAAGAAAAGGAAAAUAAAAAUCACAUAAAAACUCCGGUCAAAACCAAGACACCAAUCGCUCAAUCAACACCACAAGUUAAAGCUGGAAACGUGAGUGGUUUAGCACGAAGAAUGAAAGACAGGUUGUUAGAAAAUGCUCAUCGGACCCCAACUAGUAAAACAAGCAACAUACUACGUACCAAACCGCCCCAUCCACCCACACAACAAUUAUUAACUCAAGAUAUUGGGCCUUACUAUGGAUUGCCUUCUAAAGUUAAAACUUUAUUAGGAACUUUAAGAGGGAUAAAGUCUGUUUAUGAUUGGCAGCAUAAGUGUCUGACACUCGAUGGUGUCAAAGAGGGGAGGAAUUUAAUUUACUCACUGCCAACUAGUGGUGGUAAAACAUUGGUCGCCGAAAUUUUAAUAUUCCGUGAAUUAUUAUGUAAGAAGAAAGAUGCUGUGUUUGUUCUACCAUUUGUGGCAAUUGUGCAAGAAAAGAUCCAAAGCCUCGCACAGUUUGCUGUCGAACUUGGUUUCUUAGUUGAAGAAUAUGCUGCAGGCAAAGGGAGGUUUCCACCAAGGAAAAGAAGGAAACGGAAUGUUCUUUAUGUUUGUACGAUUGAGAAAGCAAAUACGCUGGUAAAUUCAUUGGUUGAAGCCUCACGGUUGAGUGAGCUUGGUUUAAUAGUUGUUGAUGAGCUUCAUAUGAUCGGGGAGGGGGGUAGGAGGGGAUCAACCAUUGAAACUAUGCUUACUAAGGUUAUGCAUGUAUCAGGUUCCACUCAAAUCAUUGGUAUGUCCGCAACAUUAAGCAAUCUUCCUGAUCUACAAAAGUUUUUGAACGCUGACGUUUUUACCGACAACUUUCGUCCCGUGGCAUUGGACGAGUUCGUCAAAGUUGCUGACUCAGUGUUUAAAGUUGACUCAGCAACUUUAUGUCCAGAGGAAAGACUGGAAUUCCAUCGGAUGAUUGGCCACCAGACUAAAGAAAUUGCAAAAGGAGAUACAGACCAUAUUGUAAGCCUUGUAUUAGAAGUUAUACCCCAACAUUCUUGUCUCAUAUUCUGCCCAACCAAGAAAAAUUGUGAAAAUGUUGCUAAGAUGAUAUGUAAGCUAUUACCAAGGAAUUUCCUGGAGCAAAAAGUAAAACAAAAGAUCUCUAUGUUGGAAGGUUUAUGUAACGAGGGUGAGAUCUGCCAAGUAUUGAGAGGUGCCAUCCCAUAUGGUGUCGCUUACCACCAUAGUGGUUUAACAACAGACGAGCGUCGUAUAAUCGAAGAUGGAUAUCGUAACGGAGUUCUAUCAGUGAUUACAUGCACAUCUACCCUUGCAGCUGGUGUUAAUCUGCCUGCAAGAAGAGUCAUCAUACGCUCGCCUCACAUUGGUCGAAGCUUCAUGUCACGAUCUCAAUACAAGCAAAUGAUUGGUCGAGCUGGGAGGGCGGGGAUCGACACCAAAGGUGAAAGUUUUCUCAUCGUUUCAAAACCUCAGGAUCAAGUAAAGGUAGUAGACUUGAUAGGAGGACCAGUGGAAACUUGUAUCAGCAGCCUCAUGUAUGAUUCUGGGAAAGGAUUUCGGACUUUGCUGCUUAAUCUUAUUGGUUUAAAGAUAAUCACAAAGACCUCAGACGUUUUAAACUUUUUCUCAAAAACUUUUUUUUCAACUCAAAUAUCAACGAUUCAAGAAAAGAAACCUCAUUUACUCGAAACAGACGAAUCCACAAAUGUAGAAUCUCUAUCAGCUUCAACAACUGAACAUCUACUCAGUGUCAACAUGAUUCGAAUGGAUGAGUCUACAAACGAUGGAAGUUUUCAAGUUACUAAACUCGGAAAUGCAACCUUUAAAUCUUCAAUUGAUUAUGACAUCAGCAAUCAGCUUUAUGAUGAUUUAAAGAAUGGAUUACAAGGUCUUGUGUUGGAAAACUACCUUCAUUUAUUGUACCUGGUAACUCCAUAUGACACAAUGGUGUCACCUGAUUGGAUGGUUUAUUUAAAUGAAAUCAAUCGACUGGAACCGGGUGAAUUAGCUGCAGCGACAGUUAUUGGGAUCGAGGAGUGUUACAUCACAAUGCGGGCGUCUGGAAGAAACCCAAGGAAAAAAAAAGCCAACCAACCAAAGAUUGACAGAUUCUACGUCACCCUAAUGCUUAACCUUCUAUUUAAAGGAAAGUCAGUAUGGGAGGUUUCAACAAGGUUUGAUCAACCUCGUGGUUUUCUACAAAAUCUUCUCUCAAACGCCGCUGCUUUUGCUUCACAUAUUCUCUUAUUUACAAAGGAAUUAGAUGAGUUAUGGGCUUACCAAUCGUUAAUUGAAAAGUUGAUACAAGUUUUACAAUAUUGCACUGUAGCUGAGUUGGUGCCGCUCAUGGAAAUCCCGGGAGUUCGCAUGACACGAGCUAAGCAGCUAUUAAGUAGUGGUUUCAAAACACUGGCUCACAUUGCUACGGCUCAACCGGGAGCAUUAUGUCAAUCCAUUGACCAUCUAUCUAGAAAACAAGCAGCUCAACUGAUAGCAUCAGCAAAGAUAUUACUUGAAGAGAAAGUUGAAUCCCUUCAAGAAGAAGUUGAAGACCUUAAAGCUGUAACAACAUAACUUUUAUAUUGUUUCUAUUCCUUAACUUGAUUUAUAUAUCAUUUCUAUGAAAUUAUAUGUCAGUAUUUCAGUAUUUAAUUACAAAUUAGAAACUGCCUAA
Ciona intestinalis (vase tunicate) is the source of this 3202-nucleotide messenger RNA. Lineage: Eukaryota; Metazoa; Chordata; Ascidiacea; Phlebobranchia; Cionidae. The record is from RefSeq and is a predicted model, not a curated record.